This is a messenger RNA of Nymphaea colorata (pocket water lily), 648 nucleotides long. RefSeq names its product L-type lectin-domain containing receptor kinase SIT2-like. The transcript is spliced from 2 exons. The coding region runs from base 1 to 648 and encodes 215 amino acids. Gene Ontology annotation, cellular component: plasma membrane. Gene Ontology annotation, molecular function: ATP binding; protein kinase activity. Gene Ontology annotation, biological process: protein phosphorylation. The record is from RefSeq and is a predicted model, not a curated record. NCBI's taxonomy places the organism in Eukaryota, Viridiplantae, Streptophyta, Magnoliopsida, Nymphaeales, Nymphaeaceae.
AUGCUUGGUAUCAUUUCAUACCUGGUCUUCUGGACGAGAAAGAUUCCUGAUACAAUUGAAGUGUGGGAGCAGGAUUACCCACACAGGCUGCCUUACAGGGAGAUCUUCAAGGCAACCAACGGAUUCUCUGAGAAGGAAGUAUUGGGCAGAGGAGGUUUUGGUAGUGUUUACAAUGGAGUACUACCCAGCAGCAGAAUGCAAGUUGCUGCCAAGAGAGUAUCACACAAUGGCAAACAGGGACUGCAGGAGUUUGUUUCAGAGGUGUCCAGCAUGGGGAGUCUUGAUACUUUCCUGUUUGGCAAAAAGGAAAGGAACCUCAGCUGGGAAGAAAGGUUCAAGAUACUUAAAGGAAUUGCUUCAGGCCUUCUGCAUCUGCAUGAAGGAUGGGAGCAGGUUGUUGUUCACAGAGAUGUGAAAGCAAGCAAUGUCCUGCUAGAUGCUCAAUUGAAUAGAAAGUUAGGAGAUUUUGGGCUAGCUAGGCUGUAUGAGCAUGGGACUGAUCCAGAAACGACCCACAUAGUGGGCGCAUUGGGCUACAUGGCGCCGGAGCUGUUGAUCACUGGAAAGGCGACGACAAGCUCAGAUGUGUUCAGCUUUGGGGCUUUCCUUCUUGAGGUGGCCUGUGGAAGGAGGCCAGUUGCCAAGUGA